This is a messenger RNA of Tupaia belangeri chinensis (Chinese tree shrew), 1884 nucleotides long. It is a transcript of the gene PINK1, whose product is annotated as PTEN induced kinase 1. Gene Ontology annotation, molecular function: ATP binding; protein serine/threonine kinase activity. Lineage: Eukaryota; Metazoa; Chordata; Mammalia; Scandentia; Tupaiidae. Gene Ontology annotation, cellular component: mitochondrion. Gene Ontology annotation, biological process: regulation of apoptotic process; protein phosphorylation; autophagy of mitochondrion. The record is from RefSeq and is a predicted model, not a curated record.
GUGACGGGUGUCCCGGACGCUUGUGGUGGCGGGGUAGGGGGUGGCGGCGGGACCCGGCCGCGGUGCCACCAUGGCGGUACGACAGGCGCUGGGCCGGGGCCUACAGCUUGGUCGAGCGCUGCUGCUGCGCUUCACCGCAAUUUUUACCCAGAAAAACAAGCUGGCGCCUGACCCAUUGGACACUCGACGCUGGCAGGGCUUCCGGCUGGAGGAGUAUCUGAUAGGGCAGUCCAUUGGCAAGGGCUGCAGUGCUGCUGUGUAUGAGGCCACCAUGCCUGCGCUGCCCCAGAACCUGAGUGGGGCGAAGAGCACUGGUCUCCUUCCGAGGUCAGACCCAGACGUCAUUCCAUCCGGAGACGGGGAGGAGCGAGCUCCAGGGGCCCCUGCCUUUCCCUUAGCCAUCAAGAUGAUGUGGAACAUCUCGGCAGGCUCUUCCAGUGAAGCCAUCUUUAGCACCAUGAGCCAGGAGCUAGUUCCAGCUAGCCGAGUGGCCUUGGCCGGGGAGUUUGGAGCAGUCACUUACAGAAAAUCCAAGGGAGGUCCCAAGCAACUAGCCCCUCAUCCCAACAUCAUCCGGGUUUUCCGCGCCUUCACCUCAUCGGUGCCGUUGCUGCCAGGGGCUCUGGUCGACUACCCUGACGUGCUGCCGCCCCGCCUCCACCCCGAGGGCCUGGGCCAUGGACGGACACUGUUCCUUGUGAUGAAGAACUACCCCUGCACCCUGCGCCAGUACCUCCGCACGAACACGCCCGGCCCCCGGCUCGCCACGGUGAUGACCUUGCAGUUACUGGAAGGUGUGGACCACCUGGUCCAACAGGGGAUUGCACAUAGAGACUUAAAAUCCGACAACAUUCUCGUGGAGCUGGACGCAGACGGCUGCCCCUGGCUGGUGAUCGCAGAUUUCGGCUGCUGCCUGGCUGACGAGCACAUCGGCCUGCAGCUGCCCUUCACCAGCUGGUACGUGGAUCGAGGCGGGGAAGGGCGGCCGGCGGGUCCCACAGUUUCUACGGCCCGUCCUGGCCCCAGGACAGUGAUCGACUACAGCAAGGCAGAUGCCUGGGCAGUGGGAGCAAUCGCCUACGAAAUCUUCGGGCUCGCCAAUCCUUUCUACGGCCAGGGCAGCGCCCACCUUGAGAGCCGCAGUUACCAGGAGGCUCAGCUCCCUGCGCUGCCCGAGUCUGUGCCACCAGAUGCCAGACAGCUGGUGAGGUCACUGCUCCAGCGAGAGGCCAGCAAGAGACCAUCUGCCCGAGUAGCUGCCAACGUGCUUCAUUUAAGCCUCUGGGGCGAACACAUCCUGGCCCUGAAGAACCUGAAAUUAGACAAGAUGGUUGGCUGGCUCCUCCAGCAAUCUGCUGUCACUCUGCUGGCCGACAGGCUCACGGAGAAGAGCUGUGUGGAAACAAAACUGAAGAUGCUGUUUCUGGCCAACCUGGAGUGGGAAGAGCUCUGCCAGGCUGCCCUCCUCCUCUGCUCCUGGAGGGCUGCAGCCCCAGGAGCUCCGCGUGUGGCCGACGGCCACUGAAGAGCUCAGCAGCAUGGAUGUGGUGAAGGUCUGUGAACGUGGGACAGUCCUAGGUGUGCAAGGGUGGGAGUCAGGGGACGAGGCGGCACAGAGAGGGACUCGCGUGUGGUGGAGGCAGGAACUGGAGUGGGAGUUCGUCUGUAGCUGUUAACUCUGGCAAGUGAUUUUGAACAAAUCCUAUCACCUGUGUGGACUUCAGUUCUCUGACCCAUAAAAUGAAGAAAUUGGUCUAAAUUUCUGAGGGCCAGAUAAUAAAAUACCUUGAAGUUGCUGCAACUAUUCAACUCUGUCACUGUAGCACACAAAUCCAUACACAUGGCCGAGUUCUAAUAAAGCAUUAUUUACAGACAUCAAAAUUU